AUGCCGGGGAGCGGAUCGCCCGGCCGGCCGGCUUUCCCUCAUUGUCUUCCCGCCCGGUCCCUUCCAGCCGAUGCUUUCACAGAAACAGCCACAUCCAGAGCGGGAGCGCUCCCUCCGGCAGCAGCCCUCCUCCGCGAGCGAAGCAUCCGAGGCGGCUGCGGGGAGGUGCACGCGCGCCGUAACCUCCGCUACGACGGCAACUUGUUUCCCUCAGUCAGGUUUGGAAGUGAGUUACAAGAAAUCCUCCCAAAAUCUCGGCGGUCGGGCUCUGGGAGGAGCCUCCGCGCCCUCUCAGCCAAUAUCCUCCCGCCCGGCCGCGCCUGGCGGCCCCGCGGCCCCCCGUCGUCUCCCGUCGGCGCGGGGCUCUGCCCGCUCCCGGGGCCGCGCCGGCUGCGGGGAGGGCCCCGCUGUUUUGCGGUGCUCCUGAUUGACACCGCCGAUUUUCCCCUUUUUCUUGAAGCUGGCAGGCGGGGCUGGGGGGAACCUUGUUGCUUCCACCGCAGUUAUUGGUUAGUUGCCUCCGUUCAGGGCUUUAAUGGACAUGACUUCACAAGGGUCCUAAUCGGGAGAGGAAAGCGAGCUGCGUCUCCGAUCGUCACAAGCGUCUCUUCUCCGCGUGUAAUUCUGUGGCUUAGGCGCACCUGGUUACGGCUCCUUUCUGAUGUUUAGCCCUGCAGAUAGCACGCUCAUUCCUGACAAAUCCUCCUUAAAUCAAAUUGGCGACGUUCUCAGAAAAGGCUGCAGUAAGGAGCUGGGUGCUAGCUCCCCCGAUACAGUCAAACUGCAAAGGCGAGGAGGAUGCAGCUAGGAGGGCAACACGGACAGGGGUUGCAUCAACCUUCCCGCUCUCCCCUCGUUACCUCAUUGUACCCCCACUGUGUCGGGGCUGUGUGGGCCACGGGGACCCAGAGCAGUCUUGGACCACUGAGACAUUCCUGCAGGCAGCGCGAUGCUGUGCUGUGCUUUAACUUCACCAGGCUGUUGCUCCGAUAGCAGAGCAGCCAUUCCUGACAAGAAAGCUUUCAUUUCGGCCGACACCAGGUAGCCGGGCUGCAUCAGCUGCGCCCUGUGCACCCACCUACGUGCCCAAACACCUGGCACACAAAGGCUCCCGCCGCGCACCGCUCUGCCCCGUGCUCCGUUCCGUAGGCAGACGUGACCGGGAUGCCAACGCGCUGCUCGACGCGCCGAGCGGUGUGUGAUGCCCCGUGGGCGCCUAACUUCUGCUUUUCCACGC
Lagopus muta (rock ptarmigan) is the source of this 1237-nucleotide messenger RNA. RefSeq lists its product as uncharacterized. Bases 1 to 669 code for a protein of 222 amino acids. The transcript is spliced from 2 exons. The record is from RefSeq and is a predicted model, not a curated record. NCBI's taxonomy places the organism in Eukaryota, Metazoa, Chordata, Aves, Galliformes, Phasianidae.